AUGUCGGUCCGCAAUAAUCCCUUUGCGAGGAACGCCUCAACCUCGACUGGUUCGAGUGGUCUUGGCCGUCCAAAAUCUGUCAUUGCUCCCUCAUCACCGUCUCUCCUAACGGGGACGCCUUCCCCACCUACCCACUCGAGGACGCAAUCCCAAAACUCACACAAUUUCAAGGCGGCGACAACAUUAACGUCGCCAGCACCCGUCCGAAAUGGCCAUGCCCGCGGCACAUCACGAGAAGGGACGCCGAGCUCAACCACUUUUGCGCCGUCCUACCUUAAAACCGAAGACAUGCGGAAACCCACCGACAUUGUCAAAGGGAUUGAGGGCGAGAACGACUUUUCAGGCAAAAAGUAUGUCUGGCUUAAGGACCCGCAGACGGCUUUUGUCAAAGGCUGGGUAGUAGAAGAGCUGGAGGGAAACCGGCUCUUGGUUCAGUGUGAUGACGGUAGCCAACGAGAAGUCGAUGCUGAGAGCGUCGACAAGGUCAAUCCAGCCAAGUUUGACAAGGCGAACGACAUGGCCGAGCUUACUCACCUGAACGAGGCUUCCGUCGUCCACAACCUGCACACACGGUACAUGUCCGACCUGAUUUACACCUACUCAGGCUUGUUCCUUGUGACAGUCAAUCCUUACGCUCCUCUUCCAAUAUACACCAACGAGUACAUCAACAUGUACAAAGGCAGAAGCAGGGAGGACAACAAGCCGCACAUAUUUGCCAUGGCCGACGAAGCAUUCCGCAACUUGGUCGACGAACAUGAGAACCAGAGCAUCUUAGUUACCGGCGAAUCCGGCGCCGGGAAGACUGAAAACACCAAGAAGGUCAUCCAGUACCUUGCCGCAGUUGCUCAAUCGCAGGCGCCUGCGAAGAGCAGGGCGAAACAGCACUCGAACCUAUCAGCCCAGAUUUUGAGGGCAAACCCGAUCCUCGAAGCCUUUGGAAAUGCACAAACCGUGCGAAACAACAAUUCGUCUCGAUUCGGCAAGUUCAUCAGGAUUGAGUUCAACCGCGACGGAUCAAUUGCUGGAGCUUUCAUCGAUUGGUAUCUCCUCGAAAAAUCCCGGGUCGUAAGGAUCAACGGCCAGGAGCGCAACUAUCACAUUUUCUACCAGCUGCUCAAGGGCGCGGACGAGGCGCUAAAGAAAGAUUUCUUUCUUGACGGCUUGGACGUUGGCGAUUUCGUCUACACUCGGGACGGGCAAGAGAUCAUUACAGGCGUGUCCGACCGGGACGAGUGGGAAACGUUGAUGGAGGCCUUCAUGGUCAUGGGCUUUUCCGACGAGGAGCAGGCGUCCAUUCUACGCACCGUGGCCGCUGUGCUUCACCUUGGCAACAUUUCCGUUGUCAAGGAGAGCAGAUCGGCAGACCAGGCUCGCCUCGCGCCAGAGGCCAACGAAGUUGCUGCCAAAGUCUGCAAGCUGCUUGGUGUGCCCCUUGAGCCUUUCCUUCGCGGGUUGCUGCACCCCAAGGUAAAAGCAGGCAAGGAAUGGGUUGAGAAGGUGCAGACGCCGGAGCAAGUCCGCUUCAGCGUCGAUGCCCUCGCCAAAGGCAUAUACGAACGGGGGUUUGGCGAUCUGGUGACCAGAAUCAACCGUCAGCUCGACCGUGCGACCAUGGGCCUCGAUGACACCCGCUUCAUCGGUGUGUUGGAUAUUGCGGGAUUCGAAAUCUUUGAGCACAACAGCUUCGAGCAGCUUUGCAUCAACUACACGAAUGAGAAGUUGCAGCAGUUUUUCAACCACCACAUGUUUGUUUUGGAGCAAGAGGAGUAUGCCAGGGAGCAAAUCGAGUGGCAAUUUAUCGAUUUUGGCAAAGACCUGCAACCGACAAUCGACCUGAUUGAGCUUUCCAACCCGAUCGGUAUCUUCUCGUGCUUGGACGAAGACUGCGUCAUGCCAAAAGCCACCGACAAAACCUUCACCGAGAAGCUAAACUCAUUGUGGGAUAAGAAGUCACAAAAGUAUCGGCCUUCUCGGCUGGGACAGGGUUUCAUCCUCACACAUUACGCUGCGGAGGUUGAGUACACCACCGAAGGCUGGCUGGAGAAGAACAAAGACCCUCUGAAUGAUAACUUGACCCGCCUGCUUGCCGCCUCAGCCGAUAAACAUGUCGCCAACCUUUUCGCUGACUGUGCCGACCAUGACGAUGAGACGGGCGGUAUGAGGAGUAGGGUGAAGAAAGGUCUCUUUCGAACGGUGGCCCAAAGACACAAGGAACAACUCACGAGUCUCAUGGGCCAGUUGCAUCUGACACAUCCGCACUUCGUUCGAUGUAUUCUUCCAAACCACACCAAGAGGCCGAAGCAGUUCAGUGGGCCCUUGGUCCUGGACCAACUACGGUGCAACGGUGUGCUAGAGGGCAUCCGUAUUGCUCGUACGGGCUUUCCCAACAGGCUCCCGUUCGCCGAAUUCCGCCAGCGGUAUGAGGUGCUUUGCCGAGACAUGCCCAAAGGUUAUAUCGAAGGUCAGGCGGCGGCAAAAAUCAUGCUGGACAAAUUUGGCUUAGAGAAGUCUCUCUAUCGGAUCGGUCUGACCAAGGUGUUCUUCCGUGCUGGCGUCCUUGCUGAGCUUGAGGAGCAACGUGACGCACUCAUCACGGAAAUCAUGUCCAAGUUCCAAUCAGUCGCUCGGGGUUACAUGCAACGACGGAUUGCGUUCAAAAGGCUUUACCGAGCCGAGGCCACCAGGGUUAUCCAGCGAAAUUUCCAGGUGUACAUCGAUCUAUGCGAUAAUCCAUGGUGGCAGCUGCUUGUGAGGAUGAAGCCCCUCUUGGGCGCGACCCGAACUGCGGCUGAAACCUUGAAGGACGAAUACGACCACCUGAAUGAAUCGAAAAUCACCAUUGAAAAAGAGCUCUACGCCCAGCAAGAUAAGCUCCGGAGGACCAUGGAAGCUCGGGCUACGGCGGAAAAAGAACGUGACGAAGCUCGCGAGGAAAUCCGGCGGCUUCGUGCCGCCAAGAUCCAGGCGGAGGAAGCCCGGCGCGAAGCCGAGAUUGUUGGAGAACGAGCUGCUUUCAAGAUCGCAAGAGAACGUGAGGAAAGUCUCCGUAAAGACCUCGAGGCGGCUCAGGAGCGACUCAGGUGGUUUGAAGAAGAGUGCGCCAAGCUCAAUCGCCAAGUCGAAGACUUAAACAAGUUGAUUCUCGAGUCCGGCGAAUUUGGACUGAAGAACGACCAGGCAAAGGAGCGGAUGGAGCGCGAGCUCCAAACCGUAAAGAGUCGACUUGCUGCCUCUGAGAACGACAAUCGGGCGCUGCUCAAUAAACUGCAGCAAAAGGGGCUCGAAAUUGCCCGGUCGGCAUCGAGAGCAAGCGAGGCCUCUCGUGGUCAGGUCCUCUCUCUGCAACGUGAGAAGGCAAAGUUAGAAGAGCAGAACGCCAAACUCAACAAGCAACUUGGUGACUCACAUCUCACCAUUGCUUCGCUAGAGAAGCGGCUCGAGAAGCUGCAACUUGACCUUGAAGACCUCAACCACGAGGUAGCCAGAGAGGUUCAAAGCAGCCGCAAUGCCGAAAAGGCUUCGUCGAACUUCACGGUUCAGUUGGCAGAGGCGAACCGCACCAUUGAAUCGGAGAAGCAACUGCGGGCGCAAGCUCAAGGAACUGUCCGCGCCUUACAGUCCACCCUUGAUGCCCGGGAUGCAGAGCUUGCGGAACUGAGGGCUCAACUGCUAAACGCGCUUAAAGUCGUUGACCCAGAGGCGGCGCCUCUUGUUAGCUCAGAUGGCGGUUCUGAUUCGUUUUCCAACAAGAACUUCGAUUUGGUUCGAAGGAUCGAGGAACUGCAACAAGACUUGCGUGUUCAAAAAGCUGGCCGUGCCAACGCCGAGGCUCAGCUAGCAGAGCUCAGAGCUGCCAGGAACGGCUCUCCGACUAGACGUGGCCUGGAAGAGAUUAGCAUCGGUGAGGCCCCGUUCACUACGUCGCCGACACAGAAGCACUCCAAGCCUAAUGCUCGCCACUACUCGAAUACAUCGACACCGCCACGUCGGUUUGCAAAUGCCGAAAAUGAUCAUCUUUUUGACUCGGUUCGCUCAGACAAGACUGCAGACAUUCUGAGCUUCAACAAUCGCAUGGAUCUUAAGGCAGAGGUCGAGGAAUUGCAAAACCAACUUCAGAUUGCACAAAUGCAAAAUCGGCACCUCCAGAGCCAACUGGAGCGCUCAGUACCAGCUUCAGAUGUGCACCCUGAUGACAGUAGCCGAGUGCGGAAGCUUGAGCAAGCAAACGGGCGGCUGCAGGAUCUGCUCGACGAGUCGGCGAAGCAGGUUUCGGCUCUGGAGAAAGCCCUUCAUAGCGGUGAACUGUCUCUCCGGGACAUUCAAACGAAGUCUCACGAAGAGAUUCUUGAACUCCUCCAUAGCCAGGAGGAUUCUCGCCGGGCGCUCUUGCAUAGCCAUAAUGAUGCCAUCGCGGAGUUGACAGAGAUGAAGGGCCAGCUGGAGAGGUUGAGGCAUGACCGUGCGAAGCUCGAAGUGGACUACCGCGACGCCAAGUCAGACCUUCAGGAGAUGUCACUCGCGAGAGAGCAAGAGGCAGCUAGCCGCGUCCAGCUGCUGCAGGAGUACGCCGAUCUCCAGAUUCGCCUGGACGCCGAGAGCUCUAAGCUUGCCGAUGUAACUGCUAGUCUCAACCUUUACAAGAGCCGUGCGGAUGAGUACUUUAGCAAGCUGGAGCAGGCCGAGCUCGCUGUGCUUAAAGCGAGCCGUGCCGAACAGUUUGCAAAGUCCCAGGCUAAGGAGGCGGAGGAGAGCUGUGCAGAGAUGAUGGCGGAGAGGAAACGUCUCGAAGACACCAUUGAGGAUCUGCAGCAACAGACGCAGAGACUCGAGGAGAAGCUGGAGGACAUGUCGACGGACCUGGAAUCCGCAAUUCAGGCGAAGAAGAGACUGCAGCACGAACUCGAGGACUACCGCAAUCAGCGAGCGAACGACAUUGAGGACAAGGAGUCGAGCAUGGAGCAGCUACGCAAGAAGUACCAGGCCGAGUUUGCCACUCUCACGAAGGAGCUGGAUCUCGCGCGAGAGGAGAAGUUGUUCAAGCAGGCGGAGAUUGCGAGGCUGCGCGAAGAGCUCGAUGAUUUGCGGUCCAAGUGGGAUGACGAAGUGCUUAACAGCUCCACAUGGUCCAAAGAGAAGGCACGUCUGCAGACUACGCUCGCUGAUGUGGUGGCUUCGCGGGAUGAGGCGGUUGCUGCUCACAACGAGGCUCAGGGCAAGAUCGUGUCACUCCUGUCGCAAGUUCGCUCCCUCCGGUCGACAGUCGAUGAGAUUACCGCCGACCGUGACAGCCUUCUUCGCGAGAAGCGGAGCAUCGAGUCUCGGUUGGAGGAAGCCAAAGCCGGUCUUGAAGAGCUUGCCAAGAGUGAGAGCCCGUCGCUUCGCAACGCUGCCAGCAUCGACAAGGAAAUUCUCGAGCUUAGGGCAGGGCUUGCGCAACAAGAAGACAUCGCAGCCGCAGCGGUGGAGAAGAUGCGCCGUGCUGAGUCGCUUGUGUCGGAAAUCCAAAAGGACAUCGUCGCAGAGAGGGAGGCGAGCGCCGAGCUGCUCAAGCAGAAAGCAGCCCUCGAGAAGUCGCUCAACGAGGCCCAGCUCAAGCUUAUCGAUCUCGAGACUAAGGGUUACUCGACGGCCAGCCACGACAUCAAGUUCCUGCAUAAGCGCAUUCAAGAGCUUGAGUCCCAGCUCGAGGAGCAGGAGACGGAGCGCAACAAGUCGCAGCGCUCUGUGCGCAACGUCGACCGCAUCGUCAAGGACCUGCAGUCGCAGAUUGAGCGGAAGGACAAGCAAAAUGGGCAGCUCACCGAGGACAUUAAUCGCAUGCGUGACAAGAUGGACAAGCUACUCAAGACCAUCGAGGAGCUGCAGGCGUCCGAGAGCAACAACGAACUGUCGGCGCGCCGGGCAGAGCGCGAGCUUCGCGAGGAGAAGGAGCGCGCGUUAAUGCUAGAGCGCGAGUUGGAGGCUUGGAAGCUGAGGGUGGAGAAGGGUAGCAACGCUGGGUCAGUAGCCGGGAGCGUCUUUGGCGGGAGUAUGAGGAACAGGCAUGUGGGCUGGACUGGCGACGAGACGGUCAGCAUUCCGCAGAGGAAGAGUAGCCUUAGUCGGGUACCUUCCAUGACAAAGGGGUUCUUGUGA
This is a messenger RNA of Thermothelomyces thermophilus ATCC 42464, 6135 nucleotides long. RefSeq lists its product as uncharacterized. Gene Ontology annotation, molecular function: actin filament binding; ATP binding; cytoskeletal motor activity. Bases 1 to 6135 code for a protein of 2044 amino acids. The transcript is spliced from 4 exons. The record is from RefSeq and is a predicted model, not a curated record. Lineage: Eukaryota; Fungi; Ascomycota; Sordariomycetes; Sordariales; Chaetomiaceae. Gene Ontology annotation, cellular component: myosin complex.